Messenger RNA from Athene cunicularia (burrowing owl), 1087 nucleotides. RefSeq names its product survival of motor neuron 1, telomeric (gene SMN1). Gene Ontology annotation, molecular function: RNA binding. The annotation marks the transcript as partial. The transcript is spliced from 9 exons. The record is from RefSeq and is a predicted model, not a curated record. NCBI's taxonomy places the organism in Eukaryota, Metazoa, Chordata, Aves, Strigiformes, Strigidae. Gene Ontology annotation, cellular component: cytoplasm; nucleus. Gene Ontology annotation, biological process: mRNA processing.
UUCCGGCGUGGGACCGGGCAGAGCGAUGACUCGGAUGUGUGGGACGACACGGCCCUCAUCAAGGCGUACGACAAGGCGGUGGCCUCCUUCAAGAUUGCUUUAAAGAACGAAGAGUCUUCUGAGCUUUCGGACAGACAGGAGCAGCCCCUCGGGAUGAGGAGAAAGAAGAAUAGAAGGAACAGAAAUAGAAAAAGGAGCAACAUAGUGCCUUCGAGACAGGUCACUUUUCCCGUAAGUGCUAGUGGUACUCGUACUUGGAAAGUUGGUGACAGCUGUCAUGCUGUUUGGUCAGAGGAUGGUAAUCUGUACCUAGCAACUAUUGCUGCCAUCAAUCAGAAGAGUGGCACAUGUGUUGUUACUUACACAGGAUAUGGAAAUCAAGAGGAGCAAAACCUGUCUGAUCUACUUCCUCCAGCCAGUGAUGAAACAGUAAAUGGGAUGGGGAGUUUUGGGGAGAAUGAAGAUGAGACUCUGUAUUCAACCGAUGAAAGUGAAAAAUCUUUCCAGGCAUAUCAAAACUACACAAGAGCAAGUGUCUACUCUCAAUACCUACAUUUUCCUGCAGCGCCAUUAGCUGGAGGCCUGGGAAGGCCUGGAUCAAGACUCAGGGCAUCUCCAUUCUUUUUAUCUUGCUGCCCCCCACCCUUCCCAGCAAGACCACCGUUGAUUCCUCCUCCACCACCUAUGAGGCCAGAUUAUCCUGAGGAUGAUGAAGCACUGGGGAGCAUGUUGAUAGCCUGGUACAUGAGUGGUUAUCACACUGGGUAUUAUCUGGGUUUAAAACAAAGUCGAAUGGAAGCAGCACUGGAGAGAGAAAUGUAUGCCAAAUAAAUGAAUAUACAUCAUCGUUUUGACGGAUUGUACAAAUCUUUCCCCCUGAGAGUUGUGUAUCAUAAAGUGAUGGUAGAUGGUGAAGAUGAGAAUUUUCUCAAGACAGUUAAUUUUUUUUUUUCUUUAUGUUGAGUUGCCCCUGAUAAGUAAACAAAUAACUUGGCACUACUAAUUAUAUGUGCAUUGAAACAGGCUAUUUCUUUAAAACCUCUCAUCACAUGUAUUUAGAAAGCACUGCAGCAAUAAAGUAUUUUUC